UCCUGCUUGUGCACCGGAAGUGGGCAGCAGGUGCCGCAGGAAGUGUCCGUGUCAAGCCCUGCUUCUAGAAGAAGAGGAACGAGAAGCUAACGAUAAAAUGAGUGCUGCUGUACCCAACCAUAGAAGGACCAAGCCCGGUGGCAUAAAGCCCGGGGCGGCGAACAGCGGCGCGACGGGACCGACCUCCCAGAUCCCCGGGCUGUGCCAGACCGCCACUGAAAGCGCUCCAGUGGAGAGGAUCAGUGGGCGGCGAGUUGGGAUAUUUGAGACGGACUCGGACUACGUCAAGCUUGCGAAGCAGGGGGGACACAAAGGGCUGUUGAGCCACGAUGUGGAUGAUGACGACAUGCCGAAGAAACCCUACAAUCCAUCCAACUGGUUUGGAGGAGAUGAGUCAAAGAGCGGAAGCAAGGAAACGUCUCCCGAUGGCCAGAUGAAGGGAGGCAGGCAGCCUCUCGCCCCGCCGUUUGGCACUGAUAACAGUACAUCCUGGGAAAGAGAGACUGAUAGAUUUACCCAGGGUAAAGAGAAGAUGUCUCCUGAUACUCCAGGCUCUGAGAUGGAGGGUCUGACAAUAAGCAACAAAUACAAAAGAAGGUCUUAUGAUAAGAAGACUCCACCCGUCAGCAUGUCCAAGCUGCUGAGUCACGGCUACGUGGAGGGGCAGAAGAAGUCACUCAAUGACGACGAUGCCUCAAGUGUGACCUCAGAACAGACGAGCACCGUCGCGACGGAGGACGUGGACGAUCUGGAGUAGUGAGCGCAGGUCUUGGUCUGGAGGGGAAUGGGGGGGGGGGGCGUCUUAACACUGAUUCAUGGUGUCACAAAUCCACGAAGGCGCUGCUCUGCCCCUCUUGGAAUCACUCACAUUUACUGUACAUCCACUGACUGUUAUGUUUUUGUACUCAUGUUUAUGCAAAGGUACUGUCCUCUCUCCCUAUUUAUUUGCUUUAAUUUGUAAAAAGAAGUCAGGCGGGUUUUAUGUUUGAGUAGAAGUGUCGGUGCUCACGGUGUCUUUUAUUUGUUUUGUCGUUCCUCGAUUUGAAAGACGAGUCGUUUGCAGGGCUGGAAACUAACAGGCUGGUCGUUUCCGCCUCAUCUGCUGUUAGUUCCCCUCCCUGGUUGUAUGAAGAUCGAGUUAGUGAAGUAACCAAGUGUUUGUGCUUAUAAAUUGUGGUUCCAGUGACGUGACAUAUUUAUUCUUUUUGACCAAAUGCUCCUGCUGUCUGAAGGGAUGCUACAGGUUUGUGUGUUUGCUGAUGCGGGGGCAAAUACGCUCAUUCACUGAGACAGCAGCCCUGCGGCUGUGACCACGUGCUAAAACGAAUGCUGAUGGCCACAGCCGCCACAGUUUGUUUGGACCAAAAGUGAUUUUUUUUUUUUUUUUUUUAGCUUGCUGCUCUGCAAAAGGUUGCCUUUUCUCGCAUACCCCUUCGCCCCACAACGCUGUCGUUGUUGAGGCUAUAAAAUCCAGAAACAUGCACUCACAAAGACUCAUUUUUCCUCAGUAACAAGGCUCAACAGAACAGAAUAUAACAAAGAACCAAAUGUUGGGGUCCAGGCCAGAUACGUCAGCAGUUUCCCAAUCAAAGAUCUAAAUUGACUCUAUUCUCCAGGUUAAAGCCCCUCUCUGCUAAAUCAGUGCAUUUUCCUCCAGCUUAAAAAACCCAAAUCUCACAAAACAGAUAAAACAUCCUGGACAACUUUGGGGAGAACGACUUCCUUCUGCAGGCCGACAAGCUGAAAGUCAAUUCCAGUGUAAUUCCCAGUGAAGAUUAAGGCAGGAGAGGAUUUUUUUUUCCCCUUCAUCUUUUUUUAAGUGAGUUCUGAACGUGCCAACCAAGCAGUUUUUUCCCUGCUCAUGCAGUGUUUAGACUUAGACGUCAGUAGGAAGAAGUUAGUGUUAGUGCACAGCCCAGUCAUGCUGAGCCCUCCACCUCAUGACGCGAUGGAGAGUUUAUUCUGAUCAGAUGAGAGGACGAUUACUGCUGCAGCAUUAAAGGCAAGGAAAACUUUGGUUCAUGUAACAUUUAAGAUAUGUAUCAUAUAACUAUAAAAUGUUAUAAUAAAACAGCCUAGAAAUGUACUUUUGGUUGUUAAAGAUGCACAUAGCCACCACCCUGGUGGCUAUGCCCCCCCCCCCCCCCCGGAAACAAAUGUUUAGUUUAAAAGUAUGUGUGUAUAUGUAUAUAUAUAUAUAUAUAUAUAUAUAUAUAUAUACACAUAUACACACAUAUGUGUGUGUGUGUGUGUAGCUUUUUGCUUUUUAUGGCUCAGUUUUUGGAACAUUCAAGCCUUGCAAAAUGGAUGUGAUACAGCAGAUAAUUACCUUCUUCCUCCUGCCUAAUAUGCCGACAUCAGUCGAGAGCCAGUGUUGAAUCUUUAGAUUUUAACUUACCAAUGCAUUGAAUUCAAGGUGAUAAUGUCCCUGUGCUUGAUGUAAUUCCCCAAAUUAAAUGCAGGAGACUUUCAGGACCUGAAAAGCUCAGUUUAGGAGCAGACUGAUGCUAUAAAAGUUGAAAAGCUCCCAUCUCCUCCUCCUCUUGUUGCAACAUUAGUUUGACUGUCAGGAUGCCUAGUGAAAAAAAGUAAUGGAUUUCUGUGUUUGAUGGACAUUUCAGCUUUGAGUCAUUUAAUAGUUUUAACUUUUGAGGCGUAACUGUGACAGCAGAAAUCCUAAUCCUUCAGGGACAUUUGUUCG
Pelmatolapia mariae (spotted tilapia) is the source of this 2701-nucleotide messenger RNA. RefSeq names its product linkage group 23 C7orf57 homolog (gene lg23h7orf57). Bases 98 to 757 code for a protein of 219 amino acids. The transcript is spliced from 8 exons. The record is from RefSeq and is a predicted model, not a curated record. NCBI's taxonomy places the organism in Eukaryota, Metazoa, Chordata, Actinopteri, Cichliformes, Cichlidae.